Molecule: messenger RNA, 339 nt
Organism: Myotis daubentonii (Daubenton's bat)
Lineage: Eukaryota; Metazoa; Chordata; Mammalia; Chiroptera; Vespertilionidae
Product: T-cell leukemia/lymphoma protein 1A-like
Exons: 1
Coding region: 1-339 (112 amino acids)
Source: RefSeq, a predicted model, not a curated record
AUGGCCGAGCUCCCUGCGAAGGUGCACCUCACCUCCCACCCCUUUCGCCUGAAGAUCCGUGGGCCCUUGGUUUAUGAGGACGAGAACCAUCGUACGUGGGUGCAUCUCGUCAUAAAGACAAUAGGUGUCCUGCAAGUACGGUUGCGCCAGGAAAACAUUGCCAUUGAGAAUAUCGGACUCAACCCCAUCACGCUGACCUCGAGCAGUAUGCCUUGGAUGUGGACGCUCCACCCUGUAGGCCAGUACGUGGACCCCAUGUACCGGUUCUGGCGCAUCCUGCACCACGUCAAGGAGAAUGGCGUGGAGGAAAUGAUCCUUGAGCUGAUGAAAGACGCAUAG